Molecule: messenger RNA, 1956 nt
Organism: Arabidopsis lyrata subsp. lyrata
Lineage: Eukaryota; Viridiplantae; Streptophyta; Magnoliopsida; Brassicales; Brassicaceae
Product: protein CUP-SHAPED COTYLEDON 2
Exons: 3
Coding region: 834-1778 (314 amino acids)
Biological process (GO): regulation of DNA-templated transcription
Molecular function (GO): DNA binding
Source: RefSeq, a predicted model, not a curated record
AUUGCAUGUGUCUAUUUGUAUGGAUGUAUAUGGUAGUGAGAUAAGAUCAAAAGACAAGUGUCAAUAGAGUAAGAUGGAUGCAAUAUGUGUCAAUAGAGCAAGAGAGGGAUAUGAUGCAAUAAUAAAACUGGAAGCAUUUACUCUAUAAUCGCAGAUAUAUAACAGUUAUGAUUUUGGACGACUAGUCUAGAUUUAGAUUUGAAUUUUUAUAUAAUAAUUAUAAAAAGAAGAAGCUGAAAUGAUCAUUGAGAAGCCAUGCAUGCAUGUUCACAUUACAUUGGACAUUAGGGCUUCAUGGUGGGUAGAAUUUGGUGAAGUUGGUUGGACAAAUCCUCACAUAAAUCCAUAUUAUGUUUCUAUAAUUAUAUUUAUGCAGAUAUUAAGACGGACGUUAUUUUUAUAAACAUAGUAAUGUAAUCUAAAAGGAACAUUAAUAUAUACGCCGACAUAUAUUUUAUUACACACUACAGUUGAUAUAUUAAGGUCAUAUAAAUACACAUAUGUUUUAUAAUAAUAAAAAGGGUACGUACGUAUGGGUAGAGAAAUACCUUGAAUCGUCAAAAUGUUAGCUGUAAUUAUCAACAGUUGAAAAAGACUACCCGUGGCCGCUUCUACCUCAAGAUCGGUAUUUGGUACACAAAUCAUUAUUUAUUUUAAUAUAUAGUUUAGUUAUAUAAGUGAAUAUAUAAACCCCAUCUAUGUCACAUUAAUUAUUGAAAAGCUUCUAAGCAGUCAAUAUUCUCCUUCGUCCUCUUCAAGAGAGAGAGAGAGAGGAGAAACCCUUCUUUUUCUUUUGUUGUCUUUCAUUUAGAUUUGUAAAAAGAUAACAAGAAAUGGAAGAAAAUCUUCCUCCGGGAUUCAGAUUUCAUCCUACUGACGAGGAGCUCAUAACUCAUUAUCUAUGUAGGAAAGUCUCCGAUAUUGGAUUCACCGGUAAAGCUGUCGUCGACGUUGAUCUCAACAAGUGUGAACCUUGGGAUUUGCCAGCCAAGGCUUCAAUGGGAGAGAAAGAGUGGUAUUUCUUCAGCCAAAGGGAUCGGAAAUAUCCAACCGGUUUAAGGACAAACCGGGCAACAGAAGCUGGUUACUGGAAAACCACCGGGAAAGAUAAAGAAAUAUACAGAAGUGGAGUGUUGGUUGGGAUGAAGAAAACCCUAGUUUUCUACAAAGGAAGAGCUCCCAAAGGUGAGAAAAGCAAUUGGGUUAUGCAUGAGUACAGGCUUGAGAGCAAACAACCUUUCAACCCCACAAAUAAGGAGGAAUGGGUAGUGUGUAGGGUUUUCGAAAAGAGCACGGCAGCAAAGAAAGCACAAGAACAACAACCUCAAUCUUCUCAACCAUCUUUUGGAUCUCCAUGCGAUGCAAACUCAUCAAUGGCAAAUGAGUUUGAAGAUAUUGAUGAGCUUCCCAAUCUGAAUUCAAACUCAUCAACCAUCGAUUACAAUAAUCAUAUCCAUCAAUAUUCGCAACGCAAUGUUUACUCAGAAGACAACACUACAAGUACGGCUGGUCUCAACAUGAACAUGAACAUGGCUAGUACUAAUCUUCCGUCUUGGACAACAAGUCUACUUGGUCAGCCUUUAUCUCCAAUCAACUCUUUGUUGCUCAAGGCUUUCCAAAUUAGGAACUCUUAUAGUUUCCCAAAAGAGAUGAUCCCCAGUUUCAAUCAUUCUUCUCUUCAACAAGGAGUCUCCAAUAUGAUCCAAAAUGGUUCAAGUUCGUCUCAAGUGCAACCCCAACCGCAAGAGGAAGCGUUUAAUAUGGACUCCAUAUGGUGAAGGGAUUCAAAUUAAUUCAUGUAUAUUAGAUUUGAAUUACCCAACUUGUUCUUAUGUAAUCUCCAUCAAUUUUAUCAAUUGUACCAUUUACACAAACAUACAUAGAUCAUUUAUGGGAUCAAGUAAAUUAAUUAGUGCAUCUUAUAUGUGAAUGUAGGGAAAAGUCUUCCCAUGCAUA